Molecule: messenger RNA, 1635 nt
Organism: Fusarium oxysporum Fo47
Lineage: Eukaryota; Fungi; Ascomycota; Sordariomycetes; Hypocreales; Nectriaceae
Product: kinase-like domain-containing protein
Exons: 6
Coding region: 1-1635 (544 amino acids)
Biological process (GO): protein phosphorylation
Cellular component (GO): nucleus
Molecular function (GO): ATP binding; cyclin-dependent protein serine/threonine kinase activity
Source: RefSeq, a predicted model, not a curated record
AUGUCAGACUUGACGCCUGAUGGCACUUCGCCUCGAACCUUUGCGCUCAACCACUUGAGACCAAAAUCAAGUUUCAAGGGAUGCUCCCGUAUUUCCGACUAUGAAUUGUUGGGCAAGCUGGGAGAAGGAACCUUUGGUGAGGUUCACCGCGCCCGCUUGCGCAAGACCGGCACACUUGUCGCCUUGAAAAAGAUCAUCAUGCAUCAUGAAAAGGAUGGCGUAUGUCGACGCACCACCCCACCCAAGGACUACACUGACGAUCACAAGUUUCCCAUUACUGCCCUUCGCGAGAUUAAGCUUCUCAAGCUCUUAUCGCACAAGAACAUCCUGAGGCUCGAGGACAUGGCCAUCGAGCACCCAACCAGACAGACCCGUUCAGCCGAUAAGCGCAAAAAGCCCAUCGUAUACAUGGCCACUCCCUAUAUGGAUCACGAUCUUUCCGGUCUUCUCGAUAACCCCUCGGUCCAUUUCAAGGAGCCUCAAAUCAAGUGCUACAUGCUCCAACUGCUCGAAGGCCUGCGAUAUCUCCACGACAGCCGCAUUCUGCACCGGGACAUGAAAGCUGCCAACCUGCUCAUCAACAACCAAGGUAUCCUUCAGAUUGCCGAUUUCGGUCUCGCUCGACACUACGAAGGAGAUGUUCCCAAGGCUGGUCAAGCCUACGGUCCAGGAAGGCGAGAUUAUACUGGUCUGGUGGUUACUCGAUGGUACCGACCACCUGAGCUUUUGCUACAACUACGGCAAUACACCCCCGCUAUUGACGUUUGGGGAGUAGGCUGUGUGUUAGGCGAGAUGCUCUUCGGAAAGCCCAUUCUGGCCGGCGAAAGUGACGCACAUCAGCUUGACAUGAUCUGGGACUUGAUGGGAUCCCCUAAUGAAGAUAAUAUGCCCGGGUGGAAGCAAUUGCCUGGGGCUGAUCAUCUGUCCCCACGGCCACGAACUGGCAACCUCCAGAACAGAUUUAGAGAGUACGGCUCAGGCGCAGUCUCGUUAUUGAAAGAGCUUCUUAAGCUAGACUGGCGGACACGAAUCAACGCAGUGGAUGCCUUACAACACCCAUGGUUCAAGAUGGCGCCUCUACCGUUAGAGCCCCACGAGAUCCCCGUUUAUGAAGAAAGCCACGAGCUGGAUAGAAGAAAGUUCCACGACCGCAAGGCUGCCUUGCCCCCUGCCCCCAAGGGUGGGACUAUGAAAGGCGCCCCGCUUGGCAACGAGAUCGAGGCGCCGGGCUACCGCCACGUCCACCUCCGAACGACGACGCGGACUAUCGUGAGCGAGGACCCCCUCGUGGUAGAGGAGCACCUGGGCCAAGAGCCCCAGAUGUCGACACGUACAUACCCGCCUAUAAUCGGGAUGACCCAGGUCGACGGAGGGACGACCGCCCUCCUCCACCACCCAGAGAUGAUCGUCGGCGCCGCAACAGCAGAGAAGACCGACGCUACGAUAGAGACCGUGGCACCAUCAGCCGCAGUAGGUCACCCAGGCAUGAUCGGUCAAGAGAUCGAGACAGGCAAGACCGUGACAGGCCAGACCGUGAUGCGUACCGGAGAUAGGAUCAAGCGUCAGCGAUACCGCCUCACGUGUACACAGGCCACAAACGAAAUAAAGAUCCAGUACCACCUCCAGGAGGGAUGA